GUCACUGUUGUUCACGCGCGGCGCGCCUAUAAAAAGACAUCCUGACCGCGAGUCAAGUAGAAGUGAGAAUACACAAGCUGAGAAGUGACCCCUGCGCUAAUUUGUGACGCUCCCACGGGGUCAAAGAUAUGGAGAGCGGGGAGAUCCGCGACUCGGAAAAGAAGCGCAGAAGACGCUGCUUCAUUCUGGCUGUGACCGCGGUGGUCCUUCUUGUGAUUAUCCUCGCUGUUGUGUUAGGAGUGACCCUAAGUCGGGGAAGAGAAGAGUUUAAAGACACGUUCAUGGAGAGAUGUCAGAAGUUCAAAGGGUAUGACUGCAAACGUAUAUGGGAAUUAUUUCAGCAAGCCUACGUGAACCAAGAUCCUUGUGAAGUUCCCCCAAACGCCUACGAUCCCCUUAUUGCUGCAGCUCCCUUGGAAUCUUCAUGCAACAGACUGUUGUUCUGGAGCAAAACAAAUGACGUGGUCCAAGGCUUUGCUAGGAAGAACGACUGUUUUCAGACUGUGGAGGAAACCCUGCUAGGAUCAGUCCUGAACAGCAUGACCUGGUGUGGAAAGAAGGGCAGCAAUGAAACGCUUACCACUGACUGCCCUGGAUGGCUUGACUGUGAGAACAAUCCUCCUCGCUCUUUCUGGAGAAGAGUCUCGACUGCGUUUGGAGACGCUGCCUGUGGAAACGUCACCGCGAUGCUAAACGGUUCCAUCAUAAUGCCGUUCGAUCCCAAAAGUAUUUUUGGCAGCAUUGAGGUGAAGAGGUUUAAGUCUCCCAGGGUGAAAAACCUGAAUGUUGUUCUGGUCAUCCAGAGGAACUCUGUAACAAACUGCACAAAUCCAUCUUUACAAAACGUGGUGAAGGAGUUGGACAAAGGGAUCAGUUACAGCUGCUUGGAAGUGCCCAGGUCUCAAAUUGAGGAGUGUGGCUCUGACCUGGAGAAACCUUGUGGUACCUGUUGGUGAUACUGAAAGAACCAACACAUGGAACUAUUUUAAACCAAUCUUAACAAUCUUUUAAUAUUUGUUGGUCAGUACAGCACGGAUCAUGUCUUUUUAUUAUCAAGGUUGUAAAUAGGGAAUUAUUAUUAUUAUUAUUAUUAUUAUUAUUAUUAUUAUUAUUAUUAUUAUUAUUAUUAUUAUUAUUAUUAUGUGGAAUCUAUAAAUUCUUUAUAAAUUGAAGAACAUUACGGACGACCCACAGGAUCAACUUCAUGAACCUCCUAUGAAACAAUCUAUCUUCAGUCAAGAGACUUUAUCUCGGCCGCUGUUAUACAGACUGCUACAGGAGAUCCUUCCUGCCCAGAGUCAUCUGCAACUCUUUGAUGAUACUUGGAUAAUGUGAAUAAAAUCAGAAAUUGAUUUCCCUUUGGGGUUUGAAGUAUUUCUGGCUUGAAUUGUUUUUGUUGUUCUAUUUGUGAGAUUUGUUCUUUAUCCUUCCACAGCCACCAGAGGUCCUCGUUUCACUUGUUUUUGGUUAGCUCAUGUCAUUGCCUGAAUGUGUUGGGUUUCCUUUUUCAAAGGUAGAUUUAGUACUUUAUUUUGGAUUAUUCCUUAUGCUAAGCCUUUAAUGUUUCAGGUGUUUAGUAUAUCUAAAUUGCUCUAACGUCUGCAUGUGUUAUUUUAGUCCUUUCUGGUGACCUUCUGGUGUAACCUGCCUCUUGUCUGAUGGAGAUAAACUCUGGCCACUCAACAACCAAAUGAGUUGCUGCAUCAAAAUAAAGUUGUAAAAACUACAAAAAUUAUAUCAACAUUUAUGAUAGAUUAUGUCAAAAUGCAACCUGUUUUGUAAGCUUCAAAAAAACGUGCAAUCCUUGCAUUAUCAUCCUGUUGCAGAAUUUCUAAGUGAACAUUUUAUAAGAAAAUUAUUAUUUUGACAACUUUUUCAAUUUUUAAUGUCUCUUCUCUACCGGAAAACAAACCAUUUAAAGGUGAAAUAAAAUAAAAAACCCAUCAACAAA
Gambusia affinis (western mosquitofish) is the source of this 1951-nucleotide messenger RNA. Its product is annotated as ADP-ribosyl cyclase/cyclic ADP-ribose hydrolase 1-like. Lineage: Eukaryota; Metazoa; Chordata; Actinopteri; Cyprinodontiformes; Poeciliidae. The transcript has 8 exons. The record is from RefSeq and is a predicted model, not a curated record. Gene Ontology annotation, cellular component: plasma membrane. Gene Ontology annotation, molecular function: NAD+ nucleosidase activity; phosphorus-oxygen lyase activity. Gene Ontology annotation, biological process: positive regulation of B cell proliferation. Bases 129 to 956 code for a protein of 275 amino acids.